GCAGACCCGGAAGUCUAAAGCCGUAUCGGUUUUUCCCCCACAACCGGCAUGUAAAUACUAUCUUGUAGCGUUUGGCAUAGACAGCGCAAACCUAGAUUUAAUGUUAGGAGCAGCUCAUUUAGAUGUGUCCAACCCUGCAGCGCUUUAACAUUAGUCGAAAGCUUGCUUGCGAGUGGCUUAAACGUGUGUCCUGAUAUGAAACGGUGUCCCAAUUGAUCGGCUGAGAUGCUGCCCACCGGUCCGCAGCUGCGGCUAUUGUCCUGUGUAACUCUUGUUUUACUUCUUCAAGUCACCGACGCCAAGAAGGAUUUAAAAAGCGCCUGUACUACCUGUCAGCAAGUUACUGACAACUUCAACAAGGGCUUUGACAGAACAGCAAAGCAGAACUUUGGAGGUGGCAACACAGCCUGGGAGGAGAGAACACUGUCUAAAUAUGAGACGAGCGAGAUCCGUCUGAUGGAGAUCGUGGAGGGGCUGUGCGACAGCAGCAGCUUCGAGUGCAACCGCAUGUUGGAGGAGCACGAAGACCAUUUUGAGACUUGGUGGUUCAAGAGGAAAACAAAACAUCCCGAUCUGCAUAAAUGGUUCUGCAUCGACACCAUCAAAGUGUGCUGUCCAAAGGGAACAUUUGGACCGGACUGCAAUGACUGUGUGGGCGGCUCCGACGCACCUUGUCAUAGAAAUGGACAGUGUGACGGCGACGGGACUCGCGGAGGCAACGGGAAGUGCAGCUGUGACCACGGCUAUGAAGGGGAGUUCUGCCUCGACUGCAUCGACGGCUACUUCAACGAAGUGAGGAACGACACCUUCUCCCUGUGCACAGAAUGCCACUCGUCCUGCAAAACCUGCACUGGAGCGACCAAUCAGGACUGCGAUGAGUGCAAAGACGGCUGGGAGGACGACGAGCAGGAAGCUUGUGUUGAUGUAAACGAGUGCUCCGCAGAUCCUUCACCGUGUGAAGAAGAUCAAUACUGCCUCAACACGGAAGGCUCUUACUCCUGCUCGGCUUGCGACAAAUUGUGCUCCGGUUGCACUGCGGCCGGUCCUGAUAAGUGCCGGGCUUGUGCUGCUGGGUACCAAGACACAGAGGGCACCUGCACAGAUAUUGACGAGUGUUCCCAGCCAGAGCCGGUAUGCACCAAGGAACACGAGCAGUGUGUCAACACUAAAGGCAGCCAUGUGUGCAUCUGCUCCAGUGGUUAUGGGAAGCAAGAGGGAGAGUGUGUCCAGACGCUCCAGCCAGAAAAAGAAGAGGGGUCGGAAGCGUCCGAGACGACCACAAGUCCAAACGAGGAGCUUUGAUUUACAAACCAAAGACGGACCAGGAAGAACCUCUGCACAUCUGAAACUGCCCAUUUUUUUUACCAGAUGCACUUAGUACCAACAAACGCUGGCCACGCAAGUUUUUCUCCAGCAGUGGAUCAUGGAUUAAAGGACAAAAAAAGAGACAUUCUAUGCUCUCAGUACGCUGGUCGUUGUUGCUUUUCUCUGGUGUGCUCAAACUACCACUUGUCUUUAUUUGUUGUAUGGUUUUAAAAAAAAGAUUCAAUAAAGGUGAAUUAAAUAUAAUUUAAGAUAAACCCAUGUCAACAAGGGUGUGUGUGUAUAUUUUCUUGUACAAUGUGUCCUUUGUGUAGUGCAAUGGAUUACAUUAGCAGGUGGAUGUUGGGUGGUGUUGCAGUGAUCAAAGAUGACCACAUGGUGGCAGUGUUGCCAUAUAGAAUUUGGAUGCUUACAA
This is a messenger RNA of Anarrhichthys ocellatus (wolf-eel), 1738 nucleotides long. It is a transcript of the gene creld2, whose product is annotated as CRELD disulfide isomerase 2. Bases 226 to 1302 code for a protein of 358 amino acids. NCBI's taxonomy places the organism in Eukaryota, Metazoa, Chordata, Actinopteri, Perciformes, Anarhichadidae. Gene Ontology annotation, molecular function: calcium ion binding. The record is from RefSeq and is a predicted model, not a curated record. The transcript has 10 exons.